Molecule: messenger RNA, 1932 nt
Organism: Darwinula stevensoni
Lineage: Eukaryota; Metazoa; Arthropoda; Ostracoda; Podocopida; Darwinulidae
Source: the annotation of a GenBank genome assembly
UCUGUAGGAGGCCGAAGUGUUGGAGUAUGCAUUCACCACAAGAGAAAGAAACUGGAGAACCUGCGCACCCUCAUUUUAGCCAACAAUCAUCUCCGGGAGCUCGUUCUCCACUAUACAGAUGAAGAGUCCCUUGACAUUAUGGUGGGAAUGGGGCGACAAAGGCUUCUCUUCCCUGCCCUUACCAUGCUGGAUGUUAGCAACAACCAGAUAUCCAUCAUCCCUUCUGUCAUUCAUGAGCUCUCCUCCCUUUCUGUUCUCAACAUCUCUGCCAAUCCAGACAUCACAGAAUUGCCACCAGAGAUGGGCCUCCUAAAUCGACUCUGGAACUUGGGCUGCCUUGGCUGCAACUUGCAGGAUCCACUGCGAGGGAUGCUGGAGAGUCACCGCUACAAGACCAUAGAUGUGAUUGGGUACCUGCGUUCUGUGUUGGAGGACUCUAAGCCAUAUGCCCGACUGAAAUUAAUGGUUGUGGGCAUUCAGGGAAUUGGGAAGACUUCCCUUCUUGAGCAACUCCGAGCUGAAGGGUCCACCCUGGUACAUGCCAAACGAAAACCACCUGAUCAUUGGGGGAAACGAAUGGGAACAAUGAAGAAUGUGAAGCCAGGCACAAACCUGUCCACAGUGGGGGUUGACAUAGCUGACUGGAUGUGUGAGAGGUCAGGACGGAACACACCCCCAGUCACAUUCCGCACAUGGGAUUUUGGGGGACAGCGGGAGUACUAUGCAACCCAUCAGUAUUUCUUAAGCAAGAGGAGUCUUUAUCUGGUUGUCUGGAAGAUCACUGAUGGGGAGGCUGGGAUUCGGUCCCUUCAACAGUGGCUUGUCAAUAUCCAGGCCAGAGCUCCAAAUUCCCCUGUGAUCAUUGUGGGUACCCAUUAUGACCUUGUGAAGGACCACUUACCUCCCUCUUAUGCUGAGCACCUACAGAGUCUCAUUCGCACCAAGUUCAUUGGCAUCAUUGACCCUGACAAAUCAGGACUUCCCAGGGUGGUGGAGACACUGGAGGUGAGCUGCCGAACAAGGUAUAACUUGCGCACCCUGGCCAACCUCAUCUAUGACACAGCAUACUCCCUUCGUUCUCCUGGAGGGAAGGAGAAGCUGCUGGAGCAGAAGAUCCCAGCUGUCUACCUUGCUUUGGAGGAGGUCAUUGGUCUUGUUGCUGCUCAACGACGGGUGCAGGGAAAGGACCCAGUGCUGACAGCAGAUGAGUAUCACUUCCAAGUGUCUCAUGAGAUGGCAUCACGAGGCAAGGGAUUUCGUGACAUUGCAGAGCUCAAUCAGGCCACAUCUUUCCUCCAUGAAAAUGGCGUGCUCUUGCACUAUGAGGAUGCAGCCCUAAGGGACCUGUACUUCCUGGACCCACAGUGGUUGUGUGACAUGCUGGCUCAUGUUGUCACCAUUCGGGAGAUCAACCCCUUUGCCAAAAAUGGGAUCAUGAAACUACAAGACUUGAGCCUGGUGUUCAAGAACAUAUCAUGGACCCCCACAAAGCAGAAUUACUUGGUGAAUUUGCUGAAUAAGUUUGAGGUGGCCUUGACAUGGGACUCUCGUUCCCUCCUCAUCCCAUCGCUCCUCCCAUCUGAGAUCCAGAUCCGAGCUGGCAUUCCUGGCUGUGAAGUUCGGAUCCCAGUGCGUUCCCGUACCUGGGCCUUGCGGCCACAUCGGUUGUCCACAUCUGAAUGUGAAGAUGGAGGUGGACUGAGUCACAGGGAAACAGGAGUAACAGUGAGUCACAUGACCCCCAAAGGUGUGGAACCCCUACGUCGUCUCCUCUUCAUCUCCUACUUCCCAGCUGGGUUCUGGUCCCGCCUUCUCACACGCAUCCUUGCUGAUGACUCCUUCAUCAGCAUCAUCCAGGCCUAUUUUGAUGCUCCCAAGCAGGCCACACAGAAGCACUCUUUGGGUUGCACUUUAGGCACCCCUGAGCUAGCA